ACAGUAUAAUCCAAGUGGUUGAGAGGCAAAGAGGCAAAGAGGAGGCUACUUGGUCGCAGGGUCAUUAGGUAGGUAGCAGUAGGCUAGUUGCAAAAAGCAGGUUGUUGUACAGUACAGUGGGCGUUGUUCGCGAUGCUGCAUGGGGGAACCCCGCGUUCAGGUGGGGGGAGUCUUACUGUACCUAGGCACUGUGUUGUGGGAGCGCUCUCGCACCAUAUUCAUCUCAAAGGUACAGGGAUGAGAACGAGAAUGAUGAUGAUGACGAUGAUGUUGGUGUUUGUUGUGUUGUCCGAUUUGGCACUACUACUGCACGAAUGCAGGUUGCAAGGCCGGUUCCUGAUGUCGCGGCGGGCGGCUGAGGGGCCAAGCAGCAGCAAGCCCCCCAGUGCCUAAGCGUGGCUGCGUCAGAGAGCUGUCGACGCCUGUUUGUCUUGUAUAUUUCUCACAUGUCUCGACUUGCCCCAGCUGUAAACUUCAACCAUCCUGUAAAGGUCGAGCUGACAUGUGAGGAGAG
Messenger RNA from Cucurbitaria berberidis CBS 394.84, 514 nucleotides. RefSeq lists its product as uncharacterized. The coding region runs from base 133 to 393 and encodes 86 amino acids. The record is from RefSeq and is a predicted model, not a curated record. The transcript has a single exon. Lineage: Eukaryota; Fungi; Ascomycota; Dothideomycetes; Pleosporales; Cucurbitariaceae.